AUGAAGAUGAGCUGGUGGGAUACGAAGCAGUUCACUUCAUUUGCAACUCAGGCGUUGAAAACUGCCCAGAAAAAAAUUGACAAAGUUUUGGACAUCAAAGAGGAUAAUAAUACAAUAAUACCAGACAAUGAAGAAAAAGAUGACAGUUUUUUUAGCAAAUGGCUGACCCCAGAGAAAGAAAACACUCCGACCCAUCCCAGCACGACCACCGAGUUAGACACAACAGAAAAAUUGAAAACCGAAUCAACAUAUUCCACACCGUCAUCAUCCCUGUUGGAUUUCAGCUUGGCAAAAAAUGAACUGGGUGAUAAUGAGGAAGCCAAAUUGUAUGAUUAUGAUAGCUCACCAAAGAAUACAAAUUUAAUUGUAUCAAGCCGGUCUGCUUUUAGAAAAGUUAAACUUAAAGAGACCCCUAAAAAAAGUACCGAAUUGAAAACGAAAGCUAGUUUAACUUUGACAGAGGGUGAUGAAUGGGAAGCAUUCAGUGUAACAAAACAUGAACCAGCAACUAAAUCAACACGUGAAGUUUUGCCAGAAAAAUUUGAUCUCACUACAAACAAGCAAACAGACAAACAAAAUGAGGGUGAACCAGAAAAGUGUGAUUCGUUCAUACAUCCCAAAUCCGAAAACCACACUUUCACACAAAAUAGCCAUAAUGUUUCACUCAUUAAUGAUGAUGAGAAGGAUAGAAUGAUGAUAAAAUCAAUGAUAGAUAUUAAAGAUGAUGAUGACAAUGAUAAAAGAUGUGUUGAAAAUUAUGAUGAAAAUAAUUAUAACAGAAAGUAUGUUAUUAAAAUUGAUGGUAAUGCUGUUGAAAAUGUUAGCAAUGAUACCAAAAUUGAUGAUGAUACCAAAAUUGAUGAUGAUACCAAAAUUGAUGAUGAUACCAAAACUGAUGAUGAUGAGGGUGAUGGUGAUGAUAACGUGAUGAAGAAGCAUAGUUUGGACAUGCUGCCAAGUGAUAAUAUCAAUGAAACUGAUUUCUCAAAAUCAGCAGCAGCAGCUACAAUAACAUCUUCAACAAAUGCAGCUGCUGAUGUUGCAAGCACUCAUUUGAUGUCACCACCAAAUGAUGCCUCUGAUAGUUCUACAAACGAAGACAACAAUGAUGACAAUGAUAAAAUGCAGCAAACACAUCAACAACAACAACAAGAAAUUCACGAAAACACGGAACAAAAUGCCGACGGCAACGACAUUAUAGAAGAUCAGACUAGCGAUUUCUUUGGCUUGUUGAAACAGUCGACAUCUGGCACUACAUUAACUGACCAGCAAGCCAUUCAACAACAACCACAGAAACAACGGAAAGAUUUUCCACAACAACAACAACAAGAUCGUGUCGACAACAACAAAAACGAUGAUGGUGGUGAUGACGACGACACGACAACAAUACAAAGACUACUCAAAGAAGCCAUUGAAGAUAACUGCAGCAGCCGCAGCAGUAGCAGCAGCAGCAACGUGAAAAAAACAUCGCCACCUUUUGAUAACGAUAAAACUCCUGGCUUCGAAUUCAUCAACCCUCUAAACGUCAUCACUUCCAAUCUCCAACAACAACAACAACAACAACAGCAACAACAACAACAACACGACGACUCAAAACUAAUGCCAAACAACAACAACACCCAAGUUGCAGAGUCAGGCAAUCACAGUGGACACACUUCGGCCGAUGAAAUUGACACUACUACAAGCUCCGACAUCGAGAUCAUUUCACAGAUGUCUACACCUAGUUUUUUAGGCACCAACAGCAGUCGGCAAACGUCCAGCUACCUAGAGAAGAUUUCAAUGAUCGGUGGUGGUGGUGUCGGUGGUGGUGUCGGUGUUGGUGGUGGUGCGUCACUGGGGCAGAGUUUUUGCGAUCUCUCACCUCCCAAUAAACUCGUUUUGAAAAGAAAUGGCAGCCCCAAUACAUGCCACAGGCGCUCAGAUAGUGGCUCCAGUAGCCAAAGCCUACAAAGUAGAAAUGGUGAAGAUUUUGUAUGCCUGGAGUAUAACAGGGGUGGUGGUUUUGUGGAUGUAAGACACAAGAGACACAUCAGUAACAACGCAGAUCAAAGCAAUCAAAUUGUACAGUUGACCAAUGAGAAUGAUCAUCUUAUGAAGAAAUUAGCCGAAGUGGUUGAAAUAUUGGAAGCCAGGGAGAAAAAAGUUUUGGAACUGGGUCAAGAAAAUAUCGACCUGCAAGAAACUAACUCCAUCCUUAGAAACAUCAACGAAUCAGAGAAGGAAGAUUUGAAACAGGUGGCAGACGAGUUUACGAAAAGGAUUGCAGAGUCGGAGGGGAGGUUGAACAUUGCCCUCAGAGAUAGAGAUGCGUUGAAGAAAGCUCUGCAAGAAUCUGAAAUAGCUAGAAAACAAAAAGCUGAAGACCAAGCCAGUGAAAUAUCUAAACUGGAGGACAUUCUGAACGGCAUGGUUGAUAACGAUAAGGCCAAUAUUGGUGAUUAA
Molecule: messenger RNA, 2442 nt
Organism: Helobdella robusta
Lineage: Eukaryota; Metazoa; Annelida; Clitellata; Rhynchobdellida; Glossiphoniidae
Exons: 10
Coding region: 1-2442 (813 amino acids)
Cellular component (GO): endoplasmic reticulum; Golgi apparatus
Source: RefSeq, a predicted model, not a curated record